This is a messenger RNA of Morus notabilis, 3878 nucleotides long. Its product is annotated as lysine-specific demethylase JMJ25. The record is from RefSeq and is a predicted model, not a curated record. Gene Ontology annotation, cellular component: chromatin; histone deacetylase complex. Gene Ontology annotation, biological process: regulation of transcription by RNA polymerase II. Lineage: Eukaryota; Viridiplantae; Streptophyta; Magnoliopsida; Rosales; Moraceae. Gene Ontology annotation, molecular function: transcription coregulator activity; chromatin DNA binding; histone H3K9 demethylase activity.
AUGGCGGCUAAUUCUGAGCCACCGCCAAACGACGGCGAAGACAAGAAAGCUCCGGUGAGCGUCGGGAAAGUUCCGGAAAGUAUCGAGAAUAUUCCGGAGAAUCGCUUUUCCUUGGAGGACACAGAAGGUGAAGCGAAUCAGAAAAGGAGGCGCGGUAGAAAGAAGGUUGAAAAGAAGGAUAAGGAAGCUAGGGAUUCGGCAAUGGAGAUCGUCGGGGGCGAAGGAGUAGUUGGGAAGAAAAAACGCGGUAGAAAGCCGAAAAAUUCGAAACCUUUGGCUCAGAAAGGUCCGGGAAGUAAGAAGGCGAAGCUUGUUGUGGAAGGUGAUAAGGAGAAUGGAGAAGAGGUGAAGGAGUCUGAGGAAUUUAGGGUUUCGGAGAUGGAGGGAGUUGUGGAAGAGAAUGUUGUUGGUGAUGGAGUUGAGAAGAAGAAACGUGGAAGGAAGAAGAAGGUCGCGAAGGGAUCGGAAGUUUUGGUGGAGGAUGUUUCGGAAAAGGCGAAAGAAGUUGUAGAAAAUGGUCGGGAUAAGGAAAGUUCAGAACAUUCGGCCAAGAAUGAAGGGGAAAAUGUGAAUGUUGUUGUGGAGGAUGUUCUGGAGAAUGGAGAAAAUGUCAAGAAUGCUCAGGAACUUGGUGAUUUUGAAAUGGCGAAUGCUGUUGAAGAUGGUGGAAAUGGAGUUCAGAAGAAAAAACGUGGACGCAAGGGUAGGAAAAAGGAGGUUUUGGGGGAAAGUUCGGAGAUUUCUGUCGAGAAAGAAAAGGCGAAGGUUUUGAAGGAAAGUUCAGAAAUUUCAGUUGAGGAAGAUGGAGAAAAGGCAAAGCUUGUUUUAGAAGGUGAUCAGGAGAAUGAGUUGGUUAAGAGGGAGGAAGGUGAAAGGGGUCUUAGUGGUUUGGUUGAAGAGAGUCGGGAUUUUCUUUUAAAAAAUCGUCUGAGGAGCAGAAAUACAAAGGUCGUGUAUAGAGAGGAUGUGCUUUUCGGAUUUGAUGACGGUAAUGAGAACGAUAAGAGGGUUUCGGGAAGGAAGCGAGGGAGAAAGUGUCGUACGAAGACGAAAGAUACUGAGGAUAAGAAGAUAGCCAUUGAAGAAGACCAAGAAAAAGACGUCGGAUGUGUUUUGACUACAAAACGUGGCCGAAAGGGUAGAGGAAAGGCUAAAAGUAAGGGGAAUUUGGACAAUGACCAAAAGGGCGUGGAGUUAUCUGACGAUUAUAAAGGUUAUUCACUGAGGCGUGUAAAUCUCCUAGUGCAAGAGAAGCCAAAAUUAAAUCAAUCAGACCCAAAAUUUGCUGGAGGGGUUUCCUUAAUGUGCCACCAAUGUCAAAGGAAUGACAAAGGCCGGGUUGUUAGGUGCAAAAGUUGUAAGAGAAAGCGGUUCUGUGUUCCUUGCAUAGAAAAGUGGUAUCCAAAUACACCUAAAAAGGACAUUGCCGAGACUUGUCCUGUAUGCCGUGGAAAUUGCAAUUGCAAAGCAUGCUUGCGUUUAGAUGCACCAAUAACAAAGAUUGAGAACCUGGAAUUAAAUAUAAGCAAAGACGAAGAAAUUGAACACUCAAGGUAUUUGCUUCAAGGGCUUCUUCCAUUUUUGAAAAAAUUAAAUGAGGAACAAGAAAUUGAAAGUGAGAUGGAGGCCAAGAGACAAGGGGUUUCUUUGUCGGAGCUAAAGAUACAAAAGUCACAUUGCUUUAAAGAUGAGCGUAUUUAUUGCAACAACUGCAAAACUGGUAUUGUUGAUUUUCACAGAAGUUGUCCUCUAUGUUCAUAUGACCUUUGCCUCAGUUGUUGCCGGGAGAUUCGAGACGGACACCUGCAGGGAGGUGGGGAGGAUGUUAUUAUGCCAUUCAUUAACCAAGGCUUCCAGUAUUUGCAUGGUGGCGAGAGCAAAGAGAAAGCUCCUUCUAAGAAUAAGCGCCGUAAGAAAGUUGACCAAGAAGAAGCUCGUUCCACCAGUAGUUGUAAUGUCAGUGUUAUUCCAAUUUCAGAGUGGAAAGCAAAUGAAGAUGGAAGCAUUCCUUGCCCCCCAAAGGACUUGCAGGGCUGCAGUGGUGUGCUUCUGGAAUUGAGGAGCCUGUUUCCUGAAAAUUUUGUCUCUGAGUUGGUAAAGAAAGCAGAAGAACUAGCAGAUGUUUAUAAACUCAUCGAUACAUCUGAAACUUCUAUACGUCAGUGUUCGUGUCUCAAUGCUACGGAUGCGAGUGAGUUGAGUAGCAACGCGCUAAGGAAAGCUGCUAAUCGAGAAGAUUCUGAUGACAACUAUUUGUACUGUCCAAAGGCUAGCAAAAUCCAACAUGAGGAUUUGAAGCAUUUUCAGUGGCAUUGGAUGAGAGGUGAACCAGUAAUUGUUGAUAAUGUGCUUGAAACUACAUCAGGUUUAAGUUGGGAACCAUUUGUCAUGUGGCGUGCUUGUCGUCAAUUGCGUCAUGUCAAGCAUGAUAGACAUUUGGAAGUCAAGGCCAUUGAUUGCUUGGAUUUGUGUGAGGUUGACAUUAAUAUCCAUCAGUUCUUCACUGGAUAUUUGGAAGGGCGUUUUGAUUUAAAACUGUGGCCUCAGAUACUUAAACUGAAAGAUUGGCCCCCGUCUAAUUUAUUUGGGGAGCGUUUGCCUCGUCAUAAUGCUGAAUUCAUCUCUUGCUUGCCAUUUAAGGAAUAUACGAAUCCUCUUAAUGGAAUUUUAAACCUCUUUGUCAAAUUGCCCAAGGAAUCUUUAAAGCCGGACAUGGGGCCCAAGACAUAUAUUGCUUAUGGUGUUCAGCAGCAGGAGCUUGGACGUGGAGAUUCUGUAACCAAACUUCAUUGUGACAUGUCUGAUGCAGUAAACGUUCUGACUCAUACUGCUGAAGUGAAAUUUACACCUGAACAGCUUGCUACCAUAGAAGACCUGAAAAAGAAGCAUAGUGAGCAAGACCAAAGAGAAAUUUUCGGAGGUCGUGUGGCUAGUGAUUGUGAGUGGAAGGAUAAAGAGUUUUCACAGCUAAACUCCCGAAAGAGUCAGGAGGAAAAAUUGGGUAAAGAUGAAGGUUGUGGUAAUAUUGAUCAGUCACUAAAUUCUGGAAAUACGUUGGAAGGCUUGGAAGAAGCUGAGGGUGGUGCUCUAUGGGACAUAUUCCGGAGAGAGGAUGUUCCCAAGCUGCAGGAGUAUCUGAAAAAGCAUUUCAGAGAAUUUAGGCACAUUUACUGCUGUCAAGUACAACAGGUUAUUCACCCAGUUCAUGACCAGACAAUGUAUUUGACUAUGGACCACAAGAGGAAGCUUAAGGAGGAAUAUGGGAUUGAACCGUGGUCCUUUAUCCAAAAACUUGGAGAUGCUGUCUUCAUACCUGCUGGCUGCCCUCAUCAAGUUAGAAACUUGAAGUCCUGCAUAAAGGUCGCACUUGACUUUGUCUCACCCGAAAAUGUUGAUGAGUGUGUCCGGUUGACGGAAGAAUUCCGAACGCUCCCCUCCAGUCACAGGGCUAAGGAGGACAAAUUGGAGGUGAAGAAGAUGGCCCUUUAUGCAAUGAAGGAAGUUGUGGAAACUUUGGAUCCAAAAGAAAGGUCUAAGAGAAAGCGAAAUCAGGGAAAGGGAAAUGAGGGAAUGGGAAAGAAGGGAAAGGGAAAGAAGGGAAAGGGAAAGUUUAAGAAGACCGAGCCCUAACUAUAUUCAACCUGAGCAAUUACCAUACUUUUGACCGGGUACUCGUUUUUUUGGCGUGGUGUAUAUCCUUUCUUAAAAAACUAUCGAGUACUCUUUUCUUGGCCUGGUGUAUAUCCUUUCUUAAAAAACUAUCUUCUCUACUAACCUUGUGAAGCUGCUGCUCUCUGUUUUUGCCUAGUAGUCUGGAGAGUUUAUACAAUGAAAGGUUAACAUGGUAGUUAAGAACUUCCUUUUGUAGAAACACUUUG